Molecule: messenger RNA, 1689 nt
Organism: Lachnellula hyalina
Lineage: Eukaryota; Fungi; Ascomycota; Leotiomycetes; Helotiales; Lachnaceae
Gene: CDC3
Product: Cell division control protein
Exons: 3
Coding region: 1-1689 (562 amino acids)
Biological process (GO): cytoskeleton-dependent cytokinesis
Cellular component (GO): septin ring; microtubule cytoskeleton; cell division site
Molecular function (GO): GTP binding; GTPase activity; molecular adaptor activity
Source: RefSeq, a predicted model, not a curated record
AUGUCUGGAUUACUCGCGCAGUCUCGAGCCUCUCGAACAUCUCAAUCCGAGACCAAUUCAAAGGCCGUAUCCUUGCCUUUAAAAGUGCUUGGAACUGCCGACGGCUCUCAACUCUAUCCUGGGAGUCUCCAUCGUCAGCAGCGAUCAAUUGGGACUAUUUACUUUCGCAGCAUGCUGGAUGUUGAAGAUGCUCCUACCCUUAGCCCAAUUGCCAUUCCGAGAGAAGAGUCCAUGGAAGACUGGGUCAGCGAGAGAUUGAGCCAGGUCGCGCGCAAGCACAAAACUAGUUCGAACGAUUGGGCUGACAUUUUAUGUUACUAUACAGCUACCAAUGGCGUUGCCCCAGCGGCACCCACCCGAGCCUCCCCAGCCCCUCAAGCAAAUGGCAAGGCCGUGUCCCCUCAACAAGAGGCUACGCCUCAGACCGUGAGCUCAAGCGACCCUAAAAUUGCUGCUCAACAAGCCAGUGACAUGAGGAACAUCGUGCGAAGAAAAUUGACUGGUUACGUUGGAUUUGCGAAUCUGCCCAACCAGUGGCACCGCAAGAGUGUCCGGAAAGGAUUCAACUUCAAUGUCAUGGUUGUUGGCGAAUCUGGCCUUGGAAAGUCAACCUUGGUUAAUACCCUGUUCAACACUUCGUUAUAUCCACCCCGUGAGCGCAAAGGACCCAGCUUGGAUAUCAUCCCAAAAACCGUCUCAAUCCAAUCUAUAAGCGCGGAUAUUGAAGAAAAUGGUGUUCGUUUACGACUGACCGUUGUCGAUACCCCUGGUUUUGGUGACUUCGUCAAUAACGACGAAUCUUGGAGACCAAUUGUGGAUAACAUUGAGCAACGCUUUGAUGCUUACUUGGAUGCCGAGAACAAGGUCAACCGCAUGAACAUUGUGGAUAACCGGGUUCACGCUUGUGUGUACUUUAUCCAACCCACGGGCCAUGCGUUGAAGCCUUUGGACAUUGAAGUUAUGCGCCGACUUCAUACCAAGGUCAACUUGAUUCCAGUCAUUGCCAAAGCUGAUACUAUGACUGACGAGGAGAUUAUGGCUUUCAAGUCUAGAAUUCUCGCAGAUAUUAAGCAUCACGCGAUCCAAAUAUUCGAGGGUCCCCGCUACGAACUCGAUGAUGAAGAGACAAUUGCAGAGAACAACGAGAUUAUGUCAAAGGUUCCAUUUGCUGUUGUUGGUGCAAACUCUGAAAUCACCAGCGCCGAUGGGCGUAAGGUUCGCGGACGUCGCUACCCAUGGGGUAUCAUCGAGGUCGAUAACGAGGAACACUGCGAUUUCGUCAAGCUGCGCCAGAUGCUGAUCCGAACACACAUGGAGGAGCUCAAGGAACACACAAACAAUGCUCUGUACGAGAACUACAGAUCCGAGAAGCUCACCGCAAUGGGUGUUGCACAAGACCCAAGCGUCUUCAAGGAGGUCAACCCUGCCGUCAAGCAAGAAGAGGAGCGCACACUCCACGAACAGAAGCUUGCCAAGAUGGAGGCCGAGAUGAAGAUGGUCUUCCAGCAAAAGGUUGCCGAGAAGGAGAGCAAAUUGAAGCAGAGCGAAGAGGAGCUGUACGCUCGUCAUCGCGAGAUGAAGGAGCAACUCGAACGCCAGAAGAUGGAGUUGGAGGAAAAGAAGGCCAGAAUCGAGAGUGGAAGACCGAUAGAGGAGAAGGGAAAGAGGAAGGGAUUCUCUCUUCGUUAA